Molecule: messenger RNA, 2925 nt
Organism: Delphinapterus leucas (beluga whale)
Lineage: Eukaryota; Metazoa; Chordata; Mammalia; Artiodactyla; Monodontidae
Source: RefSeq, a predicted model, not a curated record
UUUGCAAUGUCAGCAGCCGCGGCGGCGGCGGCGGUCGAGGCCCCGCGGUAGCGGCCAGCGCAGCACGGCACGGCGGGCGCGCACGGCGCGAGCCCGCGGCCGCCUCGCUGCCUUCGGGGCGCUGCGGACGGCUCGGCGCGGCCCGAGGCGGCGCUCGGACUCGAAGCCAGCCCGGCUGCGGCCGCUCACAAAGGACCGCGGACACCAGGCUCCGGGGGGCUGCGCGCAGGGACCGGCCGGGGGACGGCCCGCCGCGGCGCGUCCCCUCCACGCUUCCCCUCCCCGGGCGGCUGGAGCCCGAGCCAGAGCGGGCCCCGUCAUAUGACAGCGGCGACCCAGCGGCCAGCGAGCGCGCGUGCUGCCCGCUCGGCUGCGCCACGGCCGCCGGCGCCAGGGGGGGCCCGCGCCGCGCCCCGCUGAGUGGUCGCCGGUCGCUGCCGCCCCGCGUCCCCCGCGCCCUGGCUCUCGGGCUCCGGGGGCAGGAGCCGAGGGGAACCCCGCGCCGGCGCCAAGCCUAAAAUGGCCACGCUGCUCCGCAAAAUCGGGCUCAUCCGCCUGCACAACCGGGACACCGAGGACCCCAAGCAUCACCACAACCACCGCGGCGGCGGCGGCGGCCAGCAAAGCGCGUCGCUGCGCGGCAAGGGCGGCGCCAAGAGCGGCGGCCACAAGCCGCAGCAGCAGCAUCCCGCCGGGGGCGCGGGCGACGCCAGCCCCGGACCCGGCAAGGGCAAGGGCAAGCGCGCGGCGGAGCUGGCCCAGCGCGACAAGCCGCCGCAGCCGGCGGCGGGGGCGGCGAGCGGCGGGGGNNNNGGGGGCCCCCGGGAGCGCGCGGCGGGCGCCAGGGCGGGGCCGGGCCCGGCUGCGGCGGCGGCGGCGGCGGGUGGCAGCCUGGUUCCCGCGGCGCGCCAGCAGCACUGCACGCAGGUGCGCAGCCGGCGGCUCAUGAAGGAGCUGCAGGACAUCGCGCGCCUCAGCGACCGCUUCAUCUCCGUGGAGCUGGUGGACGAGAGCCUCUUCGACUGGAACGUGAAGCUGCACCAGGUGGACAAGGACUCGGUGCUGUGGCAGGACAUGAAGGAGACCAACACCGAGUUCAUCCUGCUCAACCUCACCUUCCCCGACAACUUCCCCUUCUCGCCGCCCUUCAUGCGGGUGCUCAGCCCGCGCCUGGAGAACGGCUACGUGCUGGACGGCGGCGCCAUCUGCAUGGAGCUGCUCACGCCGCGCGGCUGGUCCAGCGCCUACACCGUGGAGGCCGUCAUGCGCCAGUUCGCCGCCAGCCUGGUCAAGGGCCAGGGGCGGAUCUGUAGAAAAGCGGGCAAAUCAAAAAAGUCCUUCAGUCGCAAGGAAGCUGAAGCUACCUUUAAGAGUUUGGUGAAGACUCAUGAAAAAUACGGCUGGGUCACCCCUCCCGUCUCUGACGGCUGAUGUUUGCAACGUGCAUUAGACGCUUCAGCCGCCUCUGCACACACACAGAUACCCGACAUCUCCUCCUCCACGCUGAGCAUCCUUCAUCCUUUUUCACUCCAGCCGGAACUGAAUCCUGAAUGCCAAGGAGACGUUUAAGUUAUUUAUGACCAGAUGUGUUUACAGAGAGAAAGAGGGAGCCAACGCUGUUUGGGAUUAGGUUUCAAUUAUAAAUGAAUGAUCAUCUCUAAGUCACUUUAGAACAAAUGUCAAGAUGGUGACAUUCCCCAGCCCGCCUGCCCCUCCGCCCGCCCCAUCACUUUGGCCCUUAGCUUCUUUCCAUGACAGCAACUCCAAAGAGCAGGCGGGAAACUCAGUGCCCCAUGCUGGACCCGUUUACAUGUAAAAGGCGCCGUUCAUAUGUAACAGGAGCGCCCUGCAUCACCAGUACAUGUUUGCUGUGCUCUGUAUCUCUGUUUCUCUCCCUGGCAGGUCAACAUAACUUGAAGACGUGUCUUCCUGUGGCCCCAUGUCAUGACAUGUAGACCUCAUUUGUGCUAUGACCUUUGGCUCAUGAAAACAAAAAUUUAAUAUUGCCAGGUUCUAGUGAUAUAAAACAGCAACUGCCCACUUGGUUAAACCGUGCUCCCAAUGCCGAUGCUGCAGUGUGUGUGUGUGUUGUCCACAGCUCAGCCCGUGCCUGUGGGUGAAGCCGGGCAUGCUGUGGCCAUGAUGGGGCACACACGGUGCAGAUGCCAAGGGCGCCAUCCCUGGGGCUCAGAGCAACGGUGGUGAGAUGCGGACAGUCUCUUCCAAUAUCCUGAGAUGCUCCUACGACAUUUGUGUUCCUGUCUUCUCUCUGCUGGUCAACCCACCACCAAAAGCAAAAGACAAUGUCCCAUUCACUGAAGUCACCUUACUCACUUUCUUCUGUGUGCUCGUGACAGGGAAUACCAGAACUGCCAAAGGAGACCCAGUGACCAUACGAUGAUUUGCAUGGCCCAGUAGUCACUUGUGUGUCCCCGAGGCUGGGAUGCGUGAGCACCCUUGCUAGGAUAUAAAUUUCUGUUAUUUAACUCCCCACAAUUUCAUUUUUCUCUUCUGUUGAGUUACUUAGAACUUUCUAAGAAAAACCAUGAAAUGAGGAAACACUGUUUAUAAUAAUAUGCGGAAAGAGGUUAAAAUGUUCAUUCCAAGUGGAAAAAUCUUAUUGGACACAUUUUAAAUAAAAUCAUGCAUACCUGAAUCCAGUCAUUGUGGGCUAUCCUUCCAUUUAAAAUAUUUAAUCUAUUUUCAGAAUUGAAUAUUUCAAAUACUACAAAUACCAUGACAGCAUUCUGCAACAAGGUGCAGGAAAAGAGUCUUAGGAACCCAUGGUCUUUGCAAAAAUCCAAUGGGUUAAAAUCGCCCCCAGAAGCAACCAGGGAGACAAUUAGAAACUAACUGGAAGCAUUAAGGGAUGGUUUGGCCAAACUCGGAUGUUGCCAAUUAUAUUUUGCCACUAUGAAGGAAGGG